UGUCGACCAAUCACAAAGAGUUUCAAUUUUGAAUUUGUUCUCGGUGGGUGGAGAUUUUGCCUGUCGCCAUAUUGUGUUCGGCUGUGUUUGCUGGUAGUGAAAAUUCAUAAUUUUAGUGUAAAUUCCUUUCCUAGACUGUUCGGAUUAAAAAAGCCUUAAGGCUAGAAGCCAACAUGGGUGCCAAGCAGAGCAAGCGCUCGGUGGACAUCAGCGGCAAGGAGGCCGAGAGCGCGGGCGAGGUGGCGGCGGGCGCGGGCGGCGAGGGCCGCGUCGAGCAGCUCGCCGACGCCGACGCGCUCAAGCCGCAGCUCAACGGCGACGCGCACAUCCACGAGACAUCGGAAAAAGAAAAAGAAUUAGACAGCGGCACGCCAGAGAAUGAAAAAGAUGCCACCACAGAAAAGGAAGCAAAAGAACAGGAAGAUGAAAAAGACAAAGAAUCCUCCAUCAUAACUAACGGAGACAGCGAGCAGAAGGCAGACAACGAAGAGUCCACACCAUCGCCAGAGGACACCAAAAAACCCAAGAAAGAAAAGGUCAAGAAGAAAUGGUCACUGAGGUCGAUCAGUUUUAGUAGAAAGGACAAACCGAAACAGGAGAAAAAACCAAAGGAGGAAGAGCCCAAAACGAACGGAGAGCCGGAGAAACUGCCCGAGGAGGUACCAGAAGCCAGCCCAGAAAAGGAGUUGAAUGGAGUUAUCCAAGAAGAUAAAUCCGAAACCGAAACAGCAGAAGAGAAAACCCCAGAGACUCCUGUGACUGAACCCAUUACAAAUGGCAGCAACACACCGGAAUCGCCUAAAGAAAUAACUCCUACCACAGUUGAACCAACUAAUGCUACUAAAGAAAUCGAAAGGACAGAUUUACCAAAAGAUGAAGUGCAACCGGAACCAUUGCCUGUUAACGGCCUCGCACAGGAAGAGCCAAAAAUUGAGACUACUGAACCCGUGGCUAGUAAAGUUGAGGAACCAAUUGUUGAAAAGCCUGAACCCGUCCCAGCUACUGAAAUUGAUAAAAAUGAGGUUUGUGUUGAAAAAUCUCCUAUAAUAGAGCCUUCACCUCCACCACUCCCCGCAAAUCCUCCUCCCUCGUCAGUGGCUUCCUUUGCCGCUACCACUAUGGCACCAGAACUGACAGAUGCUUCUCUCGCUAACUCUGCUGAAAUUACUUCAAACACCACAUGCAUAGAUACCCCAGAAACUGACUCAGUAAAUCAAGCUGAACCUGUUUCUAUUGAAGUUCAGCCCACUCAAUCCGUAGUUGAAAGUGAACCCGUACCAACAGUUGAAAACUCUGAAGUGAAAGCCACCGAAACGUCCGAAUCCGAUGUAGACGUGCUCCAUAAAGAAUCGCCGGUUACAGUAACUAAUGAUGCGCCUGAGGUACAAGAAACGGUUUCGCUUCCGCAAGAAAAUAUUGAACUCGAAAAUAACAUUACAAACGAAGUAGUAAAAAAUGACGAUGCCGAAAUUACAGAUGAAGUCGAUACUUUAAAUAAUGACCGAAAAUCUCCCGAAACUAUUGUAGACGAUUUACCUGAAAAUACUGAAGUAUCAGAUAAUGCUAAAAACGCUGAUAUCAACAAAGAAAAUGGUGAAUUACCUAUCGAAAGGGAGGCAGUGCCAGAGGAAAUCAAAACUGUAUCCGAAAACGGUCUGACGGAAUCUAGUGAAGCGCCUAAAGAGAUCGAGCAAAACGACGAAUCAAACGAUGAAAUAAAAAACAAAACUAAACAGUCGGCGCAAACGGCUGAAGUUAUCGAAUGUAACGGGCGAAUUGAAGACGAAAAAGUGAUGACGAACGGCGAAGCGACGCCAGUGAUCGACGAAGCGACAGAUUCCGUGCCCGUCAUCACGCCCGAGGACUCGAUGCCGCCCUCGCUGUCCGAGGCGAGCGGCGACGCGCCCAGCGGCUCGGACAGCCUGCCGCCGCCGCCCAGCGAGCUCGGCGACGCCGCGCCACAGGAACUAAGCUCGAUUUCCGAUAAGAUGGCAGAGUUGAUCCCUGAGGUCCCAUCCAUACCAGAAUUAAAAACUGAGUUGGAAACUACGACCGACGUGGCAGUGGCCAACUAACGCAGCAGCGACGUGCUUCACAACAGUCCUCGAGACAGAUGUCCGAUAAUGAGCCUUUAAUUUAUUUCCAUUUAGUACCACAAGGUGAUAUCGAACUAAGUUCGAUGUAUGAUUUCAGAUUACAACUAUGUGGAUUUCAGUUUUAAAUGAGACCUUUCAUGUAGAAUGAGUAUACAUAGUUUAAGUUUAGCGUGCUUUGCUUCUGUAAAAUUAAGGUUUUAUAUAUUUUAAAUUUGCUAGGAUGAUCUUUUAUAUUAUAUACGAUAACAAAGUUAUGUAGGCAGUAUACGGUGCGAUAAGUUGGUGCCAUUUAUUACAGGGGUAUUAGUUAUGACGUUUGGUGUACGACUCAAUCUUUGGUUAAUUCACUGAAUGCUAUUUGACUCCUGUUCAAAACUUAUUCCUUUGAAAAAAUUGUGAGUUAAUUGUAUUGAAUUUUAAAUGACCGUGUUUCAAAUAUUCUCGCGGACAGCUUAACUCGAAAAAUUUGAAUGUAAUAUUAAAUCCUAAAUAAUACUCUCUUUGGAUAUGUUGUAACGUAAGGACUUCAUAAACGAUGUGUUAAAUACACUUCGGUCAUACUUAUAAACACCGAUGUAAAGUACCUUUUAUAAUAUAUUAUUUGUUGUAUGAUAUUAAUAACUAUACAAGGAUGGAGGAUUGUGUUGCAGCUUCUAGAGUUGAAAAGCUUGAAACAAAAAUCCCAUUUUUUUUAUCUUUUGAUGCAUUGAAAAAAAAAUAUAUUAUAGUUUUUAAUAAUGAGACACUAUUAUGUAUAUAUGAACAAUUACGUUUUCAUAAAUAUUAUUUUUCAUGAAUUCUGUUGUCAAAUUGGAAUUUAAAUUGCAUUUGUAUAUUGUUAUAAGCGAGACAUAACAAAUGGAUUUCAUUUAAUUCUUUAAGUAUAUUUUAUGCAAUUACGUUAUUAUUCUGCUCCUUGUAAUUAUAAGUUGUAUAAAUUUAGUUUGAUUUUGAGCUCUCUCGUAAAGCAAACGCAAAAUGUAAUUGAAUUAUAUAUCCGCCGCCAUGUCUGGUGAUGUGACGUGAUGAGGUAGGUCUGGACCUGGCUGGUGAUUAUUUGUUUGUGUUGUUUUUAUCAGAUAUUUAGGAGUGGUAUUUACUAAAUUUUGACUUGACAUUCAGUGGCCAAGUUUUUGAUUAAUCUAUACAAUUUUUAUGCAUAUACAAACCUACAAUCAAUUAUAUAUACGAUUUAGAUGUGUAGUAUUUGUAACGAGUUAGUAAAAGCAGUGUGAAAUAUUACUGCUAUUAGUAUAAUAUUAUAUUUGUUUCCACCUCAUACAUACAAUUAGACAUUAUCUAUGUAAGGUUUGAUAUAACUAUACAAUUAUUGUCGAUUUCUAUAGUUAUGUGUCUGGUAAAAUGAUUUCCUAACCUAUUUUGUAAUUUUAUACAUUUUUUAUGAAAUUUGAAGUGACACAUCUGCAUGAACGGAGACUGGAACAUCUCCCGAGAUAUCAGCAGUGAACACGAGUGAGACAUUCCAUAUCAAAUGCCUUCAAGUCUGAUAGAGAUAUUCCAAAUAGGUACCUCUAGAAUAUUAAUUGAACUGGUGAUAAUAACUCGAAUAUUUUAUAAUUAAAAAAAAACCUAGGAUUGUAAAUUACCAGGUAUUUUUAAAUGUACCCUAAGAAUAAAAAAAUACUAAACAAAAAGGAUUGUUGGCGAUAAUAUGAUACCCUAACAAAAAAAUGUCCACAGAAGUCUGAGCCUCGGGACUUUGCGUUACUAAUUCGCCAAUAAAAGUAAAAUUAACUAACAUUUAAACAUAACGUUGUAGGACUGAUGUUGACGCUCAAAAUUAAUUUAAAUUAUUAAUCUUAUUUUAAGUAGGUAAACCAUCUGCACAAAGUCCACAAAACUUUCGAUCGCUCUGUACUAUUUUUCAAAUUCAAACAAAAAAUUGUGCAGAAGUGCCAAUUCGAAAAUAUUUUUAUUGUGUAACUCGAUUAAAUUUAAUUUUGUAUUUUGACUGCUCAUGUAACUAUUGAUGUAAUGUAUUAAUGAGAGUUGAAAUUAUGUACGUGAUUGAACAUUUAUAUAUUUAUUAUGUUCAAUUUACUGGAAUUCGAUGUUGAUGUGUGAAUGUCUCUUAUCAAUAAAUUUUAAAACAAUA
Messenger RNA from Bicyclus anynana (squinting bush brown), 4212 nucleotides. It is a transcript of the gene Akap200, whose product is annotated as A-kinase anchor protein 200. NCBI's taxonomy places the organism in Eukaryota, Metazoa, Arthropoda, Insecta, Lepidoptera, Nymphalidae. The transcript has 7 exons. The coding region runs from base 174 to 2075 and encodes 633 amino acids. The record is from RefSeq and is a predicted model, not a curated record.